This is a messenger RNA of Eremothecium sinecaudum, 585 nucleotides long. RefSeq names its product Syf2p (gene SYF2). The transcript has a single exon. The coding region runs from base 1 to 585 and encodes 194 amino acids. The record is from RefSeq and is a predicted model, not a curated record. NCBI's taxonomy places the organism in Eukaryota, Fungi, Ascomycota, Saccharomycetes, Saccharomycetales, Saccharomycetaceae.
AUGGGACUAGAAGAGAUUCAAGAACGGCUUAAGAAGCUUAAAAAAGAAAGGGUCAAGCUUUCUAUCGCAAAUCGCAAGGAAAUAGUAAAAGAAGAGAAACUGAAGUCAUCGGAUGGAAAACCUCAAGUAUAUUCCAUGGAUUACCAACCCGAGGGAAGUAAAGAUAUCGAGGAUGAGACACAUAGCUCAAGGCUCCUAAAUUAUAAUAUUUCGGAAUAUGAGAAAUGGGAGGCUAAAGAGAAGUCAAAGCGUAAAUUUAUGGAUGGUGCAGACGCCAGCGACGUUGCAUACCUUACAUAUAAUAAUGGGCUGAAACAGCUGCAAAAGAGUGAAAGACUGCCCAAAGGUAAGGUUACCAAAGGCAUGAUCAGUCAAUCUGGUAAACUUCUACUGAAGGAUGAUAAGGAUUUAGUGGAUAAUCUAGCUGAUACCUUAGAAAACUCGUCUCGGGAACGCUACUUAAAGCGUAAAAAGAAAAUGGAAAGUAAGGCAGGUAAAUCAACAGUUUUGGAUCAAGCUAUCAAUGAGAAGAAUAAACAGUUCAAUGACAAGUUAGCUUCACAGUUUAAAAAACUAGAUAGUUAA